Messenger RNA from Fusarium redolens, 345 nucleotides. RefSeq lists its product as uncharacterized. The record is from RefSeq and is a predicted model, not a curated record. The coding region runs from base 1 to 345 and encodes 114 amino acids. The transcript is spliced from 4 exons. Gene Ontology annotation, molecular function: RNA binding. NCBI's taxonomy places the organism in Eukaryota, Fungi, Ascomycota, Sordariomycetes, Hypocreales, Nectriaceae.
AUGUCCAAACUCUUUGUCGGCGGCCUCGCUUGGGCCACAACCAGCGACACUCUCCGAUCCAAGUUCAGCGAAUUUGGUGAGGUCACUGACGCCAUUGUCAUGACCGACCGUGAGACUGGCCGAUCAAGGGGAUUCGGAUUCGUCACCUUCAGCAGCCAGGAGGAGGCCAACGCCGCUAUCGAUGCCAUGAAUGAGCAGGAGUUCGAGGGUCGCCAGAUCCGUGUCAGCGAGGCCAACCAGGGUGGUGCUCGCGGUGGUGGCCGUGGUGGUUACGGCGGCGGCGGCGGCUACGGCGGUGGUGGUGGCUACGGCCGUGGCAGCGGUUCCGGUGGAUGGAGAGAAUAA